GUGUGUUCCCCCCUUUCAACACGGUGCCCCCUGCUCCCUCAUUCCGUACUCCGGGAUUGGGACCAGUCGGUGAUCAAGGUCCAGUCGGAACUGAGGAGCUGCCGGAUUUAUGUUGUCCUAAGUGCCAGUACCUGGCUCCAGAUAUGGACACACUGCAGAUACAUGUAAUGGACUGUAUACAGUAACAUAAUCAUUAUUGCCCUGCACACCAUGACAACAACAUACAUAGAUAUGCAGUAUGUAUAGUCUGUUUAGAUUCAGUGUGUCUUCUCCCAUUUCUGGGUGCCCGCUGGAAAAACAUGUUUGGAUAGUUGCACCUUACUCUCGCUUUCUCUCUCAAACAAAUACACAUCCACAAACCUGAACACAAAUUCUGGAUCUUUCUGUUGAACAGUUCAGUAUGCUGGAAUUGAGACAGUUCAUGCCAAGGCAAUCUGAUGACAGUUUGAACAAGUGAAAGAAAAGCAAGAAAAUCAGCAUGAUAUUUCCCUGUAGCUCUAGUGUGGAUCCAGUCUCUGCUGUAGUUUUUCCCUUUCCACAAUCAGUAUAAUCAUUUCUGUUCUUAUGUUUCCCCUCUUACCUUUUCCUAUGCUUACUUUCCUCUGAGACAGCACUUUGAUGCACAUUUUCUUCAGUAUUUUUUAGAUUCAGUGAUUAGAUUCACAUGAUCCUCUAUCCCCCAUUUCCUUGCUACUUUGCUUUAAUGCUGUAGUGAUGACAGAGGAGCACACUACAUGCUGUGAAGUAAAUGUGUAUACUUGUAAUUCCAUCAGUCCAAAAGAUCAGUAAUUAUUAGACCUAAGGUGAUGAUAAGUUUAGAAGAAAAAAAAGAAGUGACAAUCCAGAUGUUAUACACAUGAUCAUGUGAAUAACAUAUUGAGCUUAAAAAAAAAAUCAGAUAUGUUAUGGUUGUAAACGUAGCUGUCUGCAUUACCUCAGAACAUGUAUUAUGAUGUAUUAGAGAUGGAUUUAUUCUUGUUGGAGGAAAAAAGUAACCAUUCUUUGUGUUCUGUGCCUGUGUACAUGACUGACUGAACCUCAUGCUAAACCCAGUCCUUAACCCAACAGCCCUUUUGUGACCCUUCUAUUGUCUUAGCUUUACCUGUUGCACCUAUUUAUCUAUCUGAAUGUAAGAUUUCUUCACAGUUUGUGUGGAUUUUAACUAAGUAUAGAAACAUUUGUGGAAAAAAUGCAUCAAACUGUUGGAGAUUCACAAAAUAAAUCAGUUAUUCAUUUGA
Molecule: messenger RNA, 1238 nt
Organism: Haplochromis burtoni (Burton's mouthbrooder)
Lineage: Eukaryota; Metazoa; Chordata; Actinopteri; Cichliformes; Cichlidae
Product: NF-kappa-B essential modulator
Biological process (GO): positive regulation of canonical NF-kappaB signal transduction
Cellular component (GO): cytoplasm; nucleus; IkappaB kinase complex
Molecular function (GO): K63-linked polyubiquitin modification-dependent protein binding
Source: RefSeq, a predicted model, not a curated record